AUGCCGCCGCCGCCGCCGCCGGCCGCUCGGCGUAACCGAGUCCGAAGGGGGCGAGCAAGGAAAUCCCCGACGUUCCACGUCUCGGUGUUCAACUGCAUGCCGGAGCCGUGGAAGCCGUGGGAGCGGGACUGGGCGGAGCUGCCGGCGGACUCCAUCUCGUGCGUCCUGCACAAGCUGCGCCUUCCUGAGCUCCUGCUGGGUGGCGUGGCGGAGGUGUGCCGCUCCUGGCGCCGCGCCGCAAGGGAGGAGCCCGAGCUAUGGCGGUACAUCAACGUGCGCUGGCUGCCCAAGGUCCCGCCCUUCACCCACCGGGCCACGCUCGAAAACAUCAUGAGGUCUGCCUUGCGGCUCAGCGCGGGGCAGUGCCGAAGCUUCUCCGGCGAGCAUCUCGACGACCGCCUCUUCAUGCUCCUCGCUCAGCGGGCGCCUUUCCUCAAGAGCCUUGAUCUCACGGGUUGCUAUCGCAUCUUCCGCGGAGGAGGAUUUGCGAACGCAAUAAAGAAGUUUCCUCUGCUUGAGUACCUCACGCUUGUUAACUGUUAUUGCAAUGAGGAAGCCCUCCAACUCAUCGCAAAAGCGUGCCCAUGCCUGACGCACUUCGAACUUACCCACGAAAUCAGUUGUUGCUCUUAUCGCAUCAAGGGGUCUGCCGACAAUAGAAAAGCUUUCGCGAUCGCAAGGAUGCGUGGGCUACGUUCCUUGAAGCUCGUCGAUGACAAUCUCGGUAACCAAGGCUUGGCAGCCAUCGUCGACAACUGUCCCAAUCUAAAGUAUUUGUGCAUUCGAGAUUGCUGGAACAUCAGCAUGGAUGGCAACCUAACAGUGAAGUGCGCCCAUAUCAUCAUGGAUUACCAUGAGUACUUCCCGCCAUCUGAACCUUGCGAUUGCGACUGCGUUUCACCAAUGUCAUAUGGCCAACUGAGUGACUACGACUAUGACGAUUACCAUGAUCUUUCUCUCUAUUCCUACCUUGGUGACGAAAUCGACGCCGCCAAUCUUGACGACUAUGAAAGGACCCUUGACGUCAAGGGCAUGCGCAGGUACUUGAGCUAA
Molecule: messenger RNA, 1053 nt
Organism: Lolium perenne
Lineage: Eukaryota; Viridiplantae; Streptophyta; Magnoliopsida; Poales; Poaceae
Product: putative F-box/LRR-repeat protein 9
Molecular function (GO): protein binding
Source: RefSeq, a predicted model, not a curated record